This is a messenger RNA of Owenia fusiformis, 1370 nucleotides long. The record is from the annotation of a GenBank genome assembly. NCBI's taxonomy places the organism in Eukaryota, Metazoa, Annelida, Polychaeta, Sabellida, Oweniidae.
AUUAUACAUUGCAUAAUUCCUAAAGAACUUAAAAUUACUGAAAAACAAGGAAGCAUCAUUGUUGUUGGAGAUUAUGAAUGGAUUAAGGAGAAAAUGGAAAGACAUGGAAUGGUUGAAAAUAGAGCAUCAAGUGCGGUUAAACCAAAUGAAAAGAUAUCCAAAAUAACCCCUUUGGGAAAGGUUCUAAAAUACAAGUGCGCUGUAUGUGAAUAUUCCUCCCCCGAUCGUUAUCAUAAUGUGCUCAAUCAUAUAACUAGAACUCAUUUGAAAUUUCCAUUGUAUAGAUGUGCCCCCUGUAAAAAAACAUUUGCUACACAUCGGGCUGCAAGAUUCCAUAAUGAACAGCGACAUACCAAGAAGACGGCAUGUGAACGAUGCGCUUAUCCAAAGGCCUUGUCAGAGAAAGUAAAGAAAGGUAGUACAGUAAUUAUUGGAAACAAAGCAUGGAUAGAGACCAAAAUGAAAAAUCAUCUUGAGAAGGUGGAGAAGAAGAGGAUUCAAAUGGAGGCUAAGUCGGAUGUUGAGUCUGAACAUGAAGACGCUGAAGUUGUCUCAAGCUACAAAUGUGGAUUAUGUGAUCUAACUAGAGAUGAAAAGGGCAUUGUGAAACGGCAUGUUUAUGAGGUACAUAUGAGAAUGCAUCGCAACACAUGCAAACAUUGCACAUCAUCAUUCAGGGAAAGGCAGGCCCUUGUUGAACAUCACAAAGAAAAUCAUUCAAAGAAAAAACUGACUGAUAUCAUUGAAGAGAGACCCGAGUUAUAUACUGAGGUUAAAGACACAACAAUGACGAUUUAUCCACCAAAAUCAUUUGCAAUACCAGAAGAAACAUCAAAAGGAGAAGCUGAAGAAUCUGAUACAUCUUGUGAUGAUGAGCCAACAGAACAAGAUCAGUCAUUGCACAACUUCCAAUGUGGAAUAUGUGACUUUAAUAGGGAUGUCAGAAAUCUUGUAGUUAGGCAUGUGUACUAUGUUCAUAUGAAACUGUUUAAGUACACUUGCACUAUAUGUAGAAAAAUGUUUCGAGAACUAAGACAGAGUCUCGAUUAUUAUUCCAGUGAACAUAAUGUGAAAAAUGCCAUUGCAUCAUAUACAGACCUGCCAACACUUGAUACAAAAGUGAAAGGGAAUACUUUAUUUUUCUAUGAACCAGGUCAAGGUUCUAAUGGGAGCAAAACUAAAACAACCAAAGCUAAAUCACAUGAUGGUGAGAAAAAGCAAACAAAACCAACUAUUAUAAAGCAGGAAAUCGUAUCUGAUGAAAAAGAGAACCAUGUAAAAUCCUACGAAUGUGGGAUUUGUAAGGAUUACAAAACUGUAAGAAGAGGUCAUAUAGAAAGGCAUUUCUUUAUGGUCCAUUUAAACAUUGG